UUACUUUUGCCCUUCUCGGGGUCGAAAUGGCUUACAAUAAUAUGUACAACUCUCAAUCACCGCACGUAGCACCUUCCGUUGGAAGCCGAGCUCUACCAUCACCAAUCGGCACAGCGCAGACGGAUCAUCAAAGCCAAAGCCCCGCUGGAUACUCUCCAAAAUUCGGGCAUUAUACUGGACACAAUGGUCCGAUUUCUAACAGUGAUAUAGAGAGCAAGCAUGGGAUGAAAAGGAAGCGAAGCGUCGCCGACACGGCACAUCGGCACACUUCUGAGGACAGCUAUAUUGACGGCGGCGAGCCAUUUCAAAGAGCUGAGACCUCAAAAGACUCCCAGUUCUCCUUGCAGCAAAAGAAUGGAGCUAGUCCAGCGCAAGAUGUGAAGAAACGUACUAAAACACAGAGGGCCUGCGAUAAAUGCCGUACGAAAAAGAUCAGAUGCGACAUCAUAGCAGAUGCUGAUCCACCUUUGUGCUCUCACUGUAAACAAUACAACUAUGACUGCACCUUUUUCCUUCCAAUUCAAGAAACGCGGUUCAAGAAAAAGAGACAAGAAGAAGAUGCCGCUCUAAAAGCUUCUCAAAGUCGUCCAUUUGCAGCUUCCGGUGCCCCUGCACCUACAGGAGAGCGACAAGAAUCUGGCCAUGAGUCUCGGACUUUCG
Acaulospora colombiana is the source of this 660-nucleotide messenger RNA. NCBI's taxonomy places the organism in Eukaryota, Fungi, Glomeromycota, Glomeromycetes, Diversisporales, Acaulosporaceae. The record is from the annotation of a GenBank genome assembly.